Molecule: messenger RNA, 4421 nt
Organism: Xiphophorus couchianus (Monterrey platyfish)
Lineage: Eukaryota; Metazoa; Chordata; Actinopteri; Cyprinodontiformes; Poeciliidae
Gene: lrrc3ca
Product: leucine rich repeat containing 3Ca
Exons: 2
Coding region: 795-1589 (264 amino acids)
Cellular component (GO): plasma membrane
Molecular function (GO): protein binding
Source: RefSeq, a predicted model, not a curated record
CUGGCAUGUUAGAAACAACAAGCUUUCAGAUCAAACAUGAUUAGUGUGGGCUGCUAGCAUCGCAUGAGAUCAUUUCUGCGUGUUUUGUGUGUGUGUGAGUGAGCGUGUGUGGGAGGGGCCGCUCACUUAGUGGCACCUGAUGCUCGACGCACAUCAGGCCCCCUUCAGUCCCGGCAAUCAGCACAGCGAGUGAACGCGUUCAGCUGGACUAUCACAAAACAAGCUAUUUACAUGAAUUUGCUCUGCACGCGUUCAGCUGCAGCUGCAGCUGCAGAGGAGCGCCUUCAGUGCGCGCGCUCACUCUUGAGUCGCACCGUGCGUCCCGCGCGCUUCACUCGCUCUGCAUUCACCGGGAAGGGGGAACAAACGGGGGGGUUUUAUGUGCACUUUUUUUUUUUUUUUUUAAGAAUCCAUGAGACCGCAUAACCCCCGCGGGGUCAGUUCACGUUGCCCGGGUUUUGUGGUUGCGUGGAAACAUAAACUACAACGACAACAAAAGAGGAGAAGGUUUUCGGUCAGCGGAGAGGAGCCGCGGAGCGCAGGAGCCAUUUCCAGAGACGCGUCCGCGGGUUUCCCGCAGCGGAUCGGGUGCAGAGGUUGAGCGGAGCCGCCUGGUUGGCGCGGACCGAUCCGCGGCGCUGACCAGCGGGGGAGCCGCUCCAUCCACCCAGAGACGCGCCAUGGAGAGGAGAGCAGAAACUGGAGCAGCGACGUUCGUCAGCACCAGGGGAGGUUGAUGUGGACUUCCACCCUGAACUCCUGCGGUCUUCCCUGGAGCAUGCCCGUUGCCCACCAUGCACCUGGCUGCAGUCUGGCUGCUGCGUUACUCGGUGGUCAUGUGUUUGCUGUUGCACAGCUUGGUCUUGAUGGCCUUCUGCUUCCAUCAUGCUGCCACCACUUGCUCCAAGAGGUGCUACUGCUCUGAGACGGAGAGUGGAGGCAAGACGAUGCGUUGCAGCAAUCUGCAGCUCACGGAGAUCCCAGAGGACAUCCCCAACGACACGCAACGUGUCUACCUUGACUUCAAUCUUCUAUCCGCAGUUCCAACGAAUGCGUUUGCUGGUUUGACCCACUUAGUAGAACUGGACCUGUCGCACAACGAGAUAAGCCAGCUGGAGCCUGGAGCAUUCAGAGGACUCGGCUCCUCCCUGCAGUUCCUGGAUCUGUCUUCAAACAAGUUGGUGAACUUUAACCCUGACGCCUUUGAGGGCCUUCGAGCUCGCGCCAACCUGACGAACAACCCGUGGCUUUGCGACUGCAAUUUGCAGAUGGCAUUGCCCCGUGUGGACCUGGAGCCAGCCUCGCUGACGGGUAUAGUGUGCCAGACGUCUGAUCCAGAGGAAAUAGGAGUUCAAGGACUUGCGUUCCUGUUGGAACCGGAUAUAGACCUGUGUGUGGUGAUGAAGAGGACUACAGAUGUAGCUAUGCUGGUUGUUAUGUUUGGCUGGUUCACCAUGGUCAUUUCCUACCUGGUCUACUAUGUCCGUGCAAAUCAGGAGGAUGCCCGCAGACACUUGGAGUAUCUCAAAUCGUUGCCCAGCAGGCAGGGCAAGUCAGAGGAGUCCUCCACCAUCAGCACUGUGGUGUAGUCACAAACAGAACCUAAAAUCCUAAAUCACCACAAGCAGGUGUGGCAUGUAUCUAGACAAUAAUAGGGAAUCUCAAGGAUUUCCUUGCUGUUGAAGAGAGGAAAUAAAACAUUUUCGUACACAGACAGACUGAGGUGGAUGUAAUGUAGUCCGGAUAAAUAAUUAAUCUUUCUGGAGGCCAUUAGAACUUUUUGUUGGCUGAGUUGAUGGCCUUGUCUGUACACUAAGCAAGUAAAAGCAGUGAACUCCAGAAAUGGGAUACAAAUGGGUUUUAUCCAGUGGUGCAUGUAUCUCAAUGCUCCUCUACAGUGGUCAAGACACAGUUAGCAAUAUCAAUGGUCUGACAGUGCUAUUAUCAUGCUCUGCGUAAUAUGUUUCUCAGCAGAGUCCUAAUAUUAUAGACCCAUCUAAUACAAGUAAAAACGGCAUUUUCAAGUUAAUAUGAUGUUCUGUGAGUUUGUCUUAUUGAAAACAAUAAAGACACACUGCUUCAGAGCAGUUAAUCAAACGUUUGGAACUUUAACACAUUUUGUUACAACUGCAAACGUUGGUGUAUGUUCCUAGCUCAACACAAGAUAAAGCAUAACUGUGAAAUGAACAUGAAAUAUGUGUUUUGUGUGGUGCACAUUAACCACAAUGACAACUGCCUUCCUAUGCAAUUCCACUUGAUUCUCAUCUCACUUCACUGCAUCAUCUGGAAUUUCUCUGAGUUCAUUUCUCUAGUUGAUUUUCAACUGGGCCAAUCAGCGAAAAGGAAGAGUUGUGAACAAUGGCGUUGAGUUUCUGUGCUGUUUUAGAAUUGCAGUCUGCCUAAAUAGGAUUGUAGUUUGGCAAUGACGGAGGAUGUGAACAAAGACAUUCAGUCCGCAUUGGCCAUGCUUCCAAAUAUUGAGAAAUUAAAAUUGGAGCAAGAGGAAUGUUUGAGACAUUUUAUUGCUGGCAAAUAUGUUGUUCAGCUCGGCACUUCUCCCUUGGAAUCCUUGGGGGACGGUAGUUUACAACGAAAAUAAUUUCCAGUAACUUUCAAAGCUUACUGGAAAUGUAUCAUGUCCAAACGUUAGUCUUUGGAUAAAAUCAGGUCAAACUUAAAAGAGAGUCCACCCCUCUAGGAAGCAGUCAUUUCACAAUAGCUGUAGGUCCAGACCCUUUGGACGAAGCAAGGAGUAGAACAAGGGGGUGGAUUGUACCAGGGUAGGUGUACAUAUGUGUUCAACUAAUUUUUCUGCAGUAAAUCUAAGUUCUAAAAUGAUAUCCCAAGCUUUGUACAUUUUUAAUCCAUUAUCUGAAAUGGACUGUGAUGGACUGACGACCUGCCUGGGGUGAACCCCGCCUCUCGCCCAUUGACCGCUGGAGAUGGGCACCAGUACCCCUCCUGACCCUACUAGGGAUGAGUAUGUAAGAUGAUGGACGGACAGACGGACAGAUGGAAUGACACAACUGCUAAUUGAACAAGACAUAGCCAACUACAUAAAUUGACAAGAAGUAGCUAACAGCCCAACUGUAACUCUAGAAGCCGCAGACAUUCACAGCUCAAGAAGAAUAAUCCGUUUAAUGGGACAAGAAGUUUUCAGUUUUACAUAUCUGGCCUUUGUAGAAGAGUAGCAUUAAGAAAACCAUUGCUAAAAGGUUUCAUUUCCAGCUUGCCACCAUGGAUGGGUGUCUGGAGGGCUGUGGGCAAAUGUGGAAGAAGGUCUCGUUGGAUGUGACCAACACUUAACUACAUCCAAAACUCUGUGUGUGUGUGUGUGUGUGUGUGUGUGUGGGUGUGUGUGUAGGGGGGAGAGGUCAGCAGGGAAUGGGGGGGAGAAGUGGAGGAGUGUGAAUACACCAUCCCCAUUGUCAGACAUAAUGGUGGCAGCAUCAUGUGGCAAUUAUUUUCAGACAUGCCACAUGAUGCGUAGACCCCUUCAUUACUGAAGGAGGCUACAAGGGAAGAUGGCUGCAGUUAAAUACAGGACAAUCCAGGAGGAAAGAUUUUGAGGCAGCAAAAGACUUGAGACUGGAGCGAAAGUUCACCUUCCAACAGGGAAACAACGCUAAACAUUCAGUCACAAUGGAAUAGUUUAGAUCCAAGUGUAUUCAUCUGUUAGAAUGGCUCUAUCAAAGCAUAGAUGUAAAUCCAACUAAGAAUCUAUGGGAAGGAUAGUCAGAUCAGAUAAUCUACCCAACCUGGCUGAGCUUUAGCUAUUUUGCAAAAGAAAAAAAAAUCAGUUUCUAGAUGAGUUUAGAGAGAUAAACCCCAAAUGACUAGCAGGUAUAAAAAAUGGCUCUAAUUGACUCAGUGAGGCUAAUUACAAAUGCAAACCACACUUUUCUGAUUUUUAUGUAUGAAAACAUGUUAAAACUGUCCUUCUCCUUUACAGUCAUGCAGUACUUUGUGUUGGUCAAUCAGUUUUAAAUUCCUAUGCAAGUGUGGAAGUUUGUGACUGCAAUGUGGAGAAGAAGCGCGAAAAGGUUUAGGGCUAAAAAUACUUUUUCCAAGGCAGUCAAUCUUACUUAUAUAAAAAUUUACUUCUGUGAUUUAUAUUUAAUUUUUCAUUUAAACCAGAUGGAUGGCAUAGAAAAUGCUUCAGACAUCCCACUUAAUUAUCAAGAUGUCAAAUUACAUUGGGCUGACAAGUAAAUAUUCAAAUGGUGCAAGAAAUGUGAGAACAGAAAUCUAAACAAGGACAGUUUUUAUAUUGAGAUUAGAAAAUGGCUGUCACUCGAAGUAAUUACAGGAACAUGAAGGACUCACUAAUGACCAUCUUAUUUGGAUCUGUGAUUACAAUUUGGGGGGCUCAGACCUCACUAUGUCAGACAGUGGAGGCUGAAAUAAAAAUUCUAAAUGAU